AUGUCCUUGACACCCUGGUUCUCCUGUGGUCUCUGGCCCUUCGCCACUAUGGGCUGGCCGAACAAGACUGCUGCCCCAACGCCCUCCUCGAGACCGGUUGGGACAUUCUUCCCUUCUGGGUCGCCAGAAGCCACCAAGCCUAUCUUUGAGGCCAACUCUGAUGCUGCUGCCAAGCUUUCCGCCCAAAACACCCUCUAG
Messenger RNA from Cryptococcus wingfieldii CBS 7118, 198 nucleotides. RefSeq lists its product as hypothetical. Bases 1 to 198 code for a protein of 65 amino acids. NCBI's taxonomy places the organism in Eukaryota, Fungi, Basidiomycota, Tremellomycetes, Tremellales, Cryptococcaceae. The record is from RefSeq and is a predicted model, not a curated record. The transcript has 2 exons.